AUGCAUGAGAGAGCAAGAAUACCAGAGUUUGGCCCAGGAGGAUACACGCUGUACGCAAGUGAGGACUUUCUGGUGCAUUCUUGUCUUCCUAGUGCUAUUCCAACAGGACUAAAAAUGUCAUUUCCACCAACACACUGUGCCCUAAUUACAAGGCACAAACUCAAGACAUUGGCUGGGCUGGUAGACAGUGAUUACAGGGGAGAAGUCAAAGUUAUUGUAAUUUCCAAGGAAGAAGUCAAAAUAAAGGCAGGUGACCCAAUUGCGCGUCUACAGAUGCUUGAAAUUGAAUGCCCAGAAGUUGAAGUAGAACAGGGGUAUCCAACAGAUUUCAAACAGCAGCCUCAAUAG
This is a messenger RNA of Enterospora canceri, 348 nucleotides long. The record is from the annotation of a GenBank genome assembly. NCBI's taxonomy places the organism in Eukaryota, Fungi, Microsporidia, Enterocytozoonidae.